Messenger RNA from Guillardia theta CCMP2712, 893 nucleotides. RefSeq lists its product as hypothetical. Lineage: Eukaryota; Cryptophyceae; Pyrenomonadales; Geminigeraceae. Gene Ontology annotation, biological process: mitochondrial electron transport, ubiquinol to cytochrome c. The record is from RefSeq and is a predicted model, not a curated record. The transcript is spliced from 15 exons. Gene Ontology annotation, molecular function: heme binding; electron transfer activity. The coding region runs from base 1 to 807 and encodes 268 amino acids.
AUGCUGCGUGUACCGAGGAUCUUUGGUAAGGUCGCUGUAGGCGCUACCGUUGGUGGUGCAGCCUACAUUUUCACCAGCAGCACUGCGUAUGCAAGUGACCAGUUGCAUUCUGCGGCCUAUCCAUGGUCACACAGUGGCUUCAUGGCGGCUUACGAUGCUGCAAGUAUCCGUCGUGGACACCAGGUGUAUCAGCAGGUGUGUGCAGCUUGUCACGGGCUCAAAAGAAUUGCCUAUCGUAACUUGGUUGGAGUGUGCUAUACAGAGGAUGAAGCCAAAGAGAUGGCUGCAGAGAAGGAAUAUACGGACGGUCCAGAUGACACGGGAGCUUACUUUGAACGACCUGGGAAGCUCUCCGAUUACAUUCAGAGUCCGUACAAGAACGAGAAUGAGGCGCGUUAUGCCAACAACGGCGGCCUUCCUCCAGAUCUUUCUCUCAUCACCAAGGCGCGCCAUGGUGGGGCCGAUUACAUUUUCGCUUUGCUGACUGGAUAUCGUGACCCACCGGCUGGCGUGGUCAUUGCGGAAGGACAGCACUGGAAUCCGUACUUCCCUGGCGGCAGAAUUCAAAUGCCACCGCCUAUCUAUGAUGGCGGCGUAGAAUAUGAAGACGGGACAGAAGCAACUGCAUCUCAGAUGGCUAAAGAUGUGACCACCUUUCUUGCAUGGGCAGCUGAACCAGAAGCUGACGAAAGGAAGAAGAUGGGUCUCAAAUUCAUUGCAGGUUUGGCCUUGUGCGGCGCUGCAGCAGGCUGGUACAAGCGUUUCCUCUGGUCAAUUUACAAAUCGAGACGAAUCUCGUUCCAUUAGCUAACGAUGAAUCUUUGCUGUUUUGUGGAGCCGUGGAGCCUGUCCGUUUAAUGUGUUCAAGCAUUAAAAGAGUACCAAACAUGGUC